CUUUGGUUUCAAGAAGAUGAUGUCCGUAUUUAUUCAUUUGUUUGGCCUCCAACAAAUAUCAACUAUGUAGUCAAGAUUUCAUUUAUAAAAUGUGAGAUCGUAUAGUGGCGGCAAAUUUUGUUUUUAUAAAUUUCUGUACCGGCACAUCAUUCUGGUACGAUAGACGUCUUAAACAAUUAGACUUGGCAUUCAGAUAUCGUCUCCCUACAACAGGAACCACCACUUCUUAGCCCACAAGGCAUUUUAAAAUACUCAAAAUGUCACAGUUACUAUCAGCUGUACGUCGAACACAGUCAAAUUAUCAAGACUUGGAUAAGUCAUCAUCAGGAGAGCCUCCUAUUAUACCUGAAGAGAUUGAAAUGACUUCUGUCUCAGUAAUACCAGAUGAUACUUUCACCGUGACACAGGCUGUGAACGCACUGGGCUUUGGGAAAUUCCAAGUUCGUCUGUCUUUGCUGACAGGCCUGUGUUGGAUGGCAGACAGCAUGGAGAUGACUAUUCUCAGUGUGCUUUCGCCAGCACUGCACUGUGAGUGGCACAUCUCACGCUACCAACAGGCUCUCACUACAACAGUGGUUUUCUUGGGGAUGAUGUUAAGUUCGACUUUUUGGGGCAAUUUGAGUGAUAGAUAUGGACGCAAAACAGCACUGACUUUGUGUGGAGCGCUGCUGUCGUGUUAUGGCCUCUUGUCCUCACAGGCACCGAACUUCCUUUGGAUGUUACUGCUGAGGGGCCUGGUUGGUUUUGCCAUAGGAUGUGUGCCACAGUCAGUGACAUUGUAUGCAGAAUUCCUACCAACAAAACAAAGGGCAAAGUGUGUUGUUCUUCUGGAUUGUUUCUGGGCAUUAGGUGCCUGCCUGGAGGUUGUCUUGGCCCUGCUGGUGAUGCCAACACUUGGUUGGCGUUGGCUGCUGGCUCUAUCUGCAGUUCCCGUAAUAGUGUUUGCCUGUGUGACUCCAUGGCUGCCAGAAAGUGCCAGGUAUCACGUUGCAAGUGGCAAACCUGAAGUGGCCCUGGCCACACUGCAGCAAAUUGCACACGAAAAUGGUCGACCCGAAUUGCCAGGACGUCUGGUGGUGGAAUCGGCAUCAUCAGCUACCAAGCGUGGUCGUGUUACUGAUCUCCUGUUGCCAGAGCUCAGGAGGACAUCAUUGCUGCUUUGGCUGAUCUGGACUGCAUGUGCCUUCUGCUACUAUGGCGUCGUCCUCAUGACAACAGAACUUUUUGAGGCUGCAGAUGGUACCUGUUCACUUGCAGCAACUGUCCUUCGUCCAGUUGACACUUGUAGUGCUGACUGUCGUGAACUUGCUGCCACUGAUUACAUGGAUCUUCUCUGGACUACACUUGCAGAGUUUCCAGGUAUAUUUGCCACUAUAUUUGUUAUUGAAAGGUUCGGUCGAAGGAACACAAUGGCUGUGCAGUUCGUGAUUUUCACCAUCUGUAUUUGCUUCCUCUUUAUUUGUACAAGCAACCGAGGGUUCCUGACAUCAGUCCUCUUUUUGGCAAGGGGCAUCAUAGCAGGAGUGUUCCAAGCUGCAUAUGUGUAUACACCAGAGGUGUAUCCAACCCCUCUCCGAGCUGUUGGUGUAGGUACCUGCAGUGCCAUGGCAAGAUUAGGGGCAAUGGUUACACCAUAUGUAGCCCAGGUCUUGAUGCAGGCAUCACUGAUACUUGCUACAGCAGUGUAUGCAGUGGCAGCCAUAAUGGCAGCCAUUGCUUGUUUUCUACUGCCAGUUGAAACUCAAGGAAAGGAGAUGAAGGAUGCUGUUGCAUCCAGACGAAAUCCUUCUCCUCGUUGAUACUGCAUAGUAAUUUAGAGUAAUUUGUUAGUUAUAGAAGUAGAUGAAAUUACAAGUCUCAUCAAAGAUAAUGUGAUACCGGGAAUUGGGAGCCCCAUAGCAAUGUUAUAUGGGGUGACACAGUAAUUAUUGUGUUGCUGCUGUAGUGGCCAAGAAAGACCAAAAAUGGGAAGCAGUGGAUCAUAAACUUGAUAUUAACAUUUCUUUAUUAUUAAGAGCUUGAGAGCAUAGUUGAUUACGCAUGAGAAAAUUAUUAUAUAUUACUUAUUGACAUGCCUGUUAUUGACUAGAGUUCAGAAGUGCUCAAACUGGAUUGAGAAUUCAUUGCAACUUUUUUUUUAAAAUAUGUUCAGAUUUUGCACAUAUAGACCAGAAACAUUUAACAAUUUCAUUGAUUCAUAAUGAUGCUGUGCCAACAACUUCAUAUUUACCACAUUUCAAUAUUCUUGAAAAAAUUUCUUAAAUCAUCCAUGGAAUGUAUCAAUGGCAUCUGUGGCAGCAAAGAAACAAGUGUAUCUUCUUUGAGUUCAGAUGCAAUAAUGACUUUCAAAAGAUUAAUUCUGAAAGUCAGUUUGCCUGUUAACAUGGCUAACAAAGUUAAAACAAUCAUAGACUUUGUAUUUUGUUAGGGACACAUAUCAAAGAUUGAAUGACCUGCCCAUGUUCCACAGUUUCAACAGACUAUGAAAGUACAUGAACGUAAUAUAUGUAUUAACCCCUCCAUGAAGAACUAGAUUGGCUGUAACACAUCAAAAUCAUUUUAUGGAAGCCAUGAAGUUGUUGUAAUAGUUAACAGUUGAAUAACAAAUGUUUCAAAAAGUAUCACUAGAUAACCUGUACUGCUGCACCCAAAUGUUAUCUCACUUCUUAUUCUCUGAAUUUUAAUCAUUGUGACAUAUGGUAGCUGUCCUCCUUGUCAUGUAGUCAUGACUUUUUCCAGUAUUAUGUGUUAGAGUAUUACAUCAUGCACACAACUGAAUACUUUACUGAUUCAGUAAGUUUAACAAAUGUUGUACUGUAAUAGAUAAUGUUGAAAUUGUGUGUACUAGCUGUACAAUAACAAUACAGAGCUCUUACUUCAGGGUGUGGAGUGAGAUGAGUCAUUUCUCAAAAAGUGUCUGAAAGAGAUUUAUUUAAUGUUGUGUAUAAAUAUAUUUUGUGCAUGUUGUUUCUCAUGUAAAUAAUUUCAGUGUAAAAUAGUUGCAUUUAUUAGGUGCACCUUACAGUUGUAUAACUGCAGCCAUUGCUGAAAUGGAAAGAAAUAAGCUCAAGGGUCUGCCCUGUAUGAUUGUAGUUUCAGUGAGUUUUGUGUUCUGCCAUAAGGGUUAUUCCUUUGUGAUUUGUGAUUCUUGCAGAUGCAACAGUCUUCGAGACAUAUUAUGAAAUGAAAUAAAGUAAAACAGUUAUUAGUCAUGGUAGUCUCUCUCUCUCUCUCUCUCUCUCUCUCUCUAGCCAAUCUACAUCUAUUCAGGAUGAGUCAGUGUACUGUGUGGGAGAAGGAUGUGUAGAAACUAGUAUCGGUUUCUCCUUCAUUUAUUCCUUUUGUUGCAAUGGUCAGAAAUUGUGACUGUUGAGGCACUUCCAUAAAAGGCUGAAUUCAAUUCUGAUCAUUAUGUGCAGUGUUUCUUUAUUUCUUUUAGAACCUUCACUCACAGUCUCUUUAAAACCUUCUGUGAUGCAAAAGGUCUUUCCUGUAAUGUUCUUUUCCAUACCACAAUCAGUACAUAUAGGCAAUUCAGAUGAGAAUUUGAUAAGCAACUGACUUCAUGGACGAAUGAUUCUUUGUUAGCCUUCCACUGAAUCUCGACAUAAUAUCUGACUAGUCCACAACCAUAUUUAUGUGGAUGUUUCAGUUUAAAUUAUUCUGGAUGCAUACCACCAAGAGAUGAAAUUUGGAAUGGGUCUCAAUGAUCAAUUGACAGUUUCUGUUUGUUGUAUAGUUAAGUGUGAUCUAAAAGUACCAAAUUACAAAUACAAAAGUAAAGUUUUACAAACAAAAAUUACAAAUCACAAAUUAAUCAACAAAUUUAAUAAAUAUCACAAAAAAUAAUGCUUUGACAUAGCAGUCCACAUUCACAGAUCUAUUUGAGUAUUUGAUGUUCUAUUUGCAGCUUCAGUCAUAGUAACAUCACUCCGUUUCCCACAUUAUCUUCUCAUAGAACACUAUUGGACAGUGUUCUCUUUGGUCUGCUCUGCUGCUAUGCAGUCACAUUCAGGACUGUUCAUGAUUCCCCAAGUUAUGUUAUGUGGCCCAAGUUCUGAUGUGACUUUUUUGUAUCCUGUUUAGGUGACGUCAAAUCUUCCUUGAUGGCUUGGAAUCUAGUAUCAGUAUGAUUGAAAGACUUCCAUCUCUCUUUUCGUGCUUCCUCCAUCAGAAAGGAUUACACUGCAAUGAUACAUUAUCUCCCCUCAGAAUAUGAGAGACUUCAGACAGGAGCAUAGAGAGUUAUCCAGUGGGCUGUGAAUUGGAAUUACUCUUCACAAUAUGAAGCUUUUUGUUUUUCAGUUGUGGGCUGAUCUCAUUUGUGGCAUGGAGCCAAGGUGUUGGUGUGGUUGUUGUUGUUGCCAUUGCUGCUGCUGUUAUUGUCUUCAGUCCAAAGACUGUUGCUUUAAUACAACUUUCCACACUUCCCUAUCCUGUGUAAGUCUCUUCAUCUCUCUGAAACUGUUGCAGCAUACAUCCAUUUGAACCUGCUUACUAUAUUAAAGUCUUGGUCUCCCCUGCAGUUUUUGCUUCUACACCUCCAUCCAUCAUCUAUUUAACAAUUUCUUGGUGUUAGCUUCGUCGUAUGAUCGCUGCCUUGAUUCCUCAGGAUGUGUGAAUUGAUUCUGUACAAGAAUGCAGAACCGAUAAAUACUUUCAUAAAAAUCUUUCUAAUACUAAAGAUUAAAUUAAGUCCAUCAAUAUUAAUUCUCUCUUCUAGGAAAACUUUUCCUGCUGUUGCCUGUCUACAAUUUAUAUUCUCUUUACUCCUGGCGUAAUUAGUUACUUUGAUAAGUGAAUAGCAAAUCUCAUCUACUACUAUAUCUGAUUUCCUAAUCUAAUUAUGACAGCACUAGCUGACAUAUUUUGCCUGCACUCCAUUUACAGCUAUAAUGAAUAUUUGAUAUGUGGUCUUAUAUUCAGUAAGCAUAUAUUUUAAAUGCAGCAUAACAAUCUGGAACUGUGUCGGGAGUUGUAGCAAGACAAUAAAUGUGGAAUCAGCAAGGCUCCCCCACCUGAAACCAAUUGGAUCUUAAGACCAAAAAGAAUAAGAUUGAUUUUGCAUGGACAGUGCUUGUGGGAUGUAUGUCGAUUCUUGGAGGUUUUCCCUUACAGAGUGAUGGACAUGUCGUGUUUUGUAAUCCUGCGACAAACUGCUGUCGGUGAUGUAUCUGUGUGACACUGUGAAACCAUCUUUCCUUCUUUAAACUAUGCCUUCUAUUAAUCAUGCAGGAUGCUCUUUUAACUCAGAUAUUUGUGACAGGCUGCUACUAGAAGAGUGCUCAUUGGUUUUGCUUAAUGUGUACAGAACCUGACAGGUACUCCAUGAAGCCCAAUAAUCUCUUCACGAAGACUUGCCUAUCUGAAAUUUUCAUAUUCCUGUGACAGUCAGAACGAGAAACUGUACUCAGUAAAGCAGUUUAGCAUUUUGCUCUUUAAUUUAUCACAGCCAGUGUUAUCAAUAAAGUGGAGGAAUAUAAUGUGACUGGCUCUACAUAAGGGAAAAACUUCUAUUGUUCAACUUAAUAUAUUUUUCAGAGCAUAAAUGCAUUUGUGUAAAAUAGUUAGAACUGCACACAAAUACUAGAAGGUGAGCUUAUGAUACUGUAAGGACUGAUUUAUCUGUUUUAGUAUUGUGAUGAGAUUUAGACAUUUGUACUACUGGUAUCCAUUAUUUUACAUAGUCUUAGACUGCCUAUGUGAAACAGAGAAAAGUAUGGAGACAGUGGCCCUACCUGUUUAGCAUUUCGGCUACAUAUCAUCUGUUGGGAAAUUUGUUAAAUUUUAUGUAUUUCCUGGCUACUGUGCUUGAUUACUGCUGCAUGUGGAGUAAAAAGUUGUGCACAGGACUUAAAAUUUGCAGCAUUCCAAAGAGAAAGAAGUUAUUUGUGUACUACGCUGUUUUGUAUACUACAGGGUAUAUGCCCCUGUUCUUCAUAAGUUACCAAUGAAAUUAUUGUGUGUGUGCAUUAUUUGUCAUGUUAACAUGUUAUAUUGGGGAAGCUUUUUAAUUAAAAUAUGCAGUAUCAGAAAAUUUUAUACCUCCCAUGGACUGUUAUGUACUAAAUCGUGAAAAAAUUCCAUUAAUCUUAUAAUAAUAGUUCUACAGUUCUUCAUUAAAUAAGUAAAAUAGUUUGUAAGAAUGUGUUAAGAGAGUUGAUUGAUAUGAGAACUGGAAGUACAGUAUUAAUCAUUAAUCGUCACUUUCGCAGCAGCUACAAAGCUGCAUUGUUUUAUAAUAUCUGAUGAGUAUUUAACUGAAUAAUCAGGUAUUGCUGUUGCUACAACUUAUUUUUAAAAUUUAUGAUACCCACUGUGCAGAAGACUUACAUGUUGACCAAAGAGUAUAUUUAAGGGAUGGUUUAUUUUUGUGUAACAUGAGUAACAUUUUUAAGCCACAGACAGAAAGCUGUAGGUUAUAAAAUGGAUCUUUUAUAUCGCUGCAGUAUAUGUGCUACUGUGAAACUUCCUGGCAGACUAAACCUGUCAGCUAUGUAGGAGCUCAGACAUGAUGGAAUCCUGCUUUAUCAAUUGAGUGAUCCAAGUAGGACUGUCAAACUACUUUCUCAGGUUUAAUUAUGCCAGUUGUUGAGUUUGUCCAUUUACUGUUCAUAGUGAUAAAUUUUGUGUUAUUUAUGGUUUCAUCCAUGUAUAUGGUUUGCAAGGCUGCCAUAACCAGAGAGAUAGUACUGGAAACUUUGAUUCAUCUGCCACUGCUACCAAUUUGGAGGAGGAUUCUAAAAUUCUUUCUAUUCAGCAGUAAAUUUCCAUUCAGCAGUAAAAUUGGUGGAAGAAAACUCCUAUUAUGCAUGUGUACUGGCCAUCUUAAAGUACAAAAUAUGAUAUUCAUAUCUGGAAAAGGAUGGAUUCCUUCACAGUGUAAAGAUGACGUGUUAAGUUGCAGACGGGCACAACAAAAAGACCGUUGCACAUUAGAGCUUUCAGUCAAAGCCAAUUUGGUGAUGCUGGUGGUAAGUGUAAAGUGUUUGUGUGUGUGUGUGUGUGUGUGUUCUGGUGUGUGUUCUGGUGUGUGUUCUGGUGUGUGUUUGCUGGUGUGUCUGUCUGUGUAUUUUCUGUGCUGAAGAAGGCUUUGGCCAAAAACCAUAAUGAGUAACAGUCUCUUUGUUGUGCCUUUCUACAACUGAGAAGGCCACUUUGUGGUGAAUAAAAAUCUGUUCUUUUCCUAAUAUUGUUGGUAUUUCAACCUGGAGUUCCCAUUAUUUGAAAUUCAUACCUGUUUGUAAGUAAUACAUUGUCACUGACUGGUUACAGCCCAUUAGUAAGCUUCCAUAUAUUCAACACAUCCACAUAAUAUUACUUAAUCUGUCAUGUGCUUGUACUACUCUGAUUGUAAAUGGUUGUUUAUAUUUGCUUAAUCCACAAAUUGCAAUAACUGUGGUAUCCCUUAUUGGUAGCAGUGCUCACCUGUGAAAUGGUACACAAUGAAAACAUGUUUUAUAUCAAACAAGUUAUGCUGAGGGAUUUUUGUACCAAUGUUGAAAUAUUUUUGUGCAUUUAAAACAGUCAGCAGCAUAUCUUUCUGCACUAACACCCCUGGGAGGAAAGAGUGCUAGUCCAGUAAGAUGUCGGGGUUCCAGGUUUGAUUUCUGGCUGGGUUGGGAAUUUUCUCUGCUCAGGGACUGUGUGUUUGUGUUGUCCUUACCAUUCCAUCAUCAUUUGUGAAAGUGGCUAGAUUAGACAGUGUACAUACUGAGAAUUUGUACAAACGCUGAUGACCGCGCAGUUGACGCCCCACAAAUGAAUCGUCAUCAUUAUUAUCCAGUAAGAUGUGCAGGAGAGAUUGUUAGGUUUGGAAACAAUGAGAGGUAACAUAGGUUCUGGCUUUGCAUCCCAGUCCAGAAAGAAAUUGUAAACUGCCAGGAAGUUCCAAUUUGUAGGUAUCUUAUUCGUAGAUUAUAGGUUUCUUUGUUUACAGAGAGAAGUGAAAUUCCAUUUUUUUUCUUUUUUUUUUUUUUUGGGGGGGGGGGGGGGCGGCCAUGGGAUAGGUAUUAUAUAAAGGUGGGUGGGAGAAAGUUUGAGACAUUUUAUCCCCAACUGUCUUCAUGGGUUUACUAAUGGGUGCCUAUGUAUAUUCCCUUUUUCCCCCCUCAUCUGGAUUUUGUAUUUAUGAAUUGUUCCUCCACCUGAGUUGUGUCCCUUCUGUAUGUCCUUACAUGUAUGCAAUUAGUAGCUCUCACCUUAUAACUCAAGCUUUCAGACAAAUCCAGAAACAAGAAUUUUGGUAAUUUUUUGUAAUUUGCUUUAUAAAAAAAUUGCCAUUUCAUUUGCAAACAGAACCACAAUCUCUUAACACAGUUGUUUAAAUUUUCAUGUCUGCUAAAUUACGAUGGAAUCUGUUAAUUCCAGAAACUGUAUAUAAUAGAAAUGUUCCUUUAAUGUUGUUGCUUAUUUUGAUAUUAUGUCUUUGUAUAAUAAUAGCACUUUGUUUUCUUUAUAAUAAUAUUUGUUUAAGAAUAUUAAACCUUUAAAUGAUAGAGUACAAAAAAGCUUCUCUUCCAUUUGUAGCUUUAACAGGACAUUAGUCCUUCUUUAGAAAAUAAAAGGUUUGUUGUACAUUGGUUUUUUAAUAAAAAUAUUUUUCAGACU
Schistocerca gregaria is the source of this 8610-nucleotide messenger RNA. Its product is annotated as synaptic vesicle 2-related protein. The transcript has 13 exons. Gene Ontology annotation, molecular function: transmembrane transporter activity. Gene Ontology annotation, biological process: transmembrane transport. Lineage: Eukaryota; Metazoa; Arthropoda; Insecta; Orthoptera; Acrididae. The record is from RefSeq and is a predicted model, not a curated record. Gene Ontology annotation, cellular component: membrane. The coding region runs from base 258 to 1799 and encodes 513 amino acids.